Molecule: messenger RNA, 471 nt
Organism: Knipowitschia caucasica
Lineage: Eukaryota; Metazoa; Chordata; Actinopteri; Gobiiformes; Gobiidae
Source: the annotation of a GenBank genome assembly
AUGUAUGUGGUGUGGUGUAACGUUGACGUGACAAAGAGUUGUUCUUCAAAAUACGAGGAGGAGGUGGAGGAGGAAGAGGAGAAGGCGGAAGACGAGGAGGAGGAUGACAGACCUUCACAGAACAGCGAAGAGGAGGAGUAUGUUGGGAAUGAAGAGGACAUAGUACCACCCUUUAAGAAAAAGAUCACAAGGAAACUGCAGCACCUCCAGAUGACACCACUGAUGGAGAGGACCACAGUGCUGCACCCAGCUGUGAUGAAACAAAGAAAGAAAGGCAGGCUAUCCGUGGUGUUCAGGCAAGGAGGCACUUGGGAAGGAAGCGCAAAGCUGAAGCUUCAACGUCUGACUGUGGGUUGCAGGCUUAUAUUGCCCAUGAAACCAGAAAAGCCAGAAAAGCAAAGCUGCAACAGAUGUUUGAAGCUGAGCAAAACCGUCAAACGCAGGAGAGUACAGCUCUGGAGAGUCUUCUAA